CAAUUAUUUAAUUGAGGUCUCAUGUCUCAAAGAACCUCUAACCCAUUGACAGAAGAAGUGCCCACUAUAUUUUCCUGGGUCGAGCAUUCGUCUAGCAAUGUGGCUUUUGACAUUUUUACUGACCUCAUGGAGGGUGUAGUAAGAUGAUUAAAAAUUGGACAAGCCAGACCUUAAUUAGGAGGAAAGUGGAGAACUUCUUUGACUUCACCGGGAGUUUUUCCCAUGAUCCUUUCCCACACAUUUCGAUUCAUGACUGGACUUCACUACUGCCUGAUAUAUUCUGCGUGCGAACAAUGCAGAAGCGAUUAUGUUGAGAUUCCUGAUUUGUUCACUCUUACACCCGACAACUGGACUCAAGAACUGGACUCAAGAACUGGACGGUGAAGAAACCCGCAUCUUCUCUUUGACAUCGGCCAGAGUCUCUAAAAAUGUCUUUGGAAAGUCAAUCAACAAACGACACAAGCAAGGGCCAAUGAAGACACGCAUUGGUCGCUGUUGUUGCCCAGCAGUUAUCCUGAAAACUUCCAAACAGCAUAGUGAGUCGAAUCCUCAGCAACUGUAGUACCGCACGUCAUC
This is a messenger RNA of Truncatella angustata, 576 nucleotides long. RefSeq lists its product as uncharacterized. Lineage: Eukaryota; Fungi; Ascomycota; Sordariomycetes; Amphisphaeriales; Sporocadaceae. The coding region runs from base 308 to 562 and encodes 84 amino acids. The transcript has a single exon. The record is from RefSeq and is a predicted model, not a curated record.